CCGAGCGCCCCGCGACUGGACGGGGGCCCGCCGCCAUGGGCCCCCGGAGCCCGGCCUGAGCGGCGAGAUGCUGCCGUGAUCUGCCCGCCCCGCCGCGACCCCGCUGCCGUCCCCUGGUCCUUCCGUGCUCAGGCCCCUCUCACCACUGCCCGCCACCAUGUCCACCUCGUCGCUGCGGCGCCAGAUGAAGAACAUUGUGCACAACUACUCCGAGGCCGAGAUCAAGGUCCGUGAGGCCACGAGCAACGACCCCUGGGGCCCGUCCAGCUCCCUCAUGUCCGAGAUCGCCGACCUCACCUACAACGUGGUCGCCUUCUCCGAGAUCAUGAGCAUGAUCUGGAAGCGGCUCAACGACCACGGCAAGAACUGGCGGCAUGUCUACAAGGCCAUGACGCUGAUGGAGUACCUCAUCAAGACCGGCUCGGAGCGCGUGGCGCAGCAGUGCAAGGAGAACAUGUACGCGGUGCAGACACUCAAGGACUUCCAGUACGUGGACCGCGAUGGCAAAGACCAGGGCGUGAACGUGCGGGAGAAGGCCAGGCAGCUGGUGGCACUGCUGAGGGACGAAGAGCGGCUGCGGGAGGAACGCGCGCACGCGCUGAAGACCAAGGAGAAGCUGGCGCAGACGGCCACAGCUUCCUCAGCAGCAGUGGGCUCGGGGCCCCCAGCCGAGGCGGAGCAGGCCUGGCCUCAGAGCAGUGGGGAGGAGGAGCUGCAACUGCAGCUGGCCUUGGCCAUGAGCAAGGAGGAGGCCGACCAGCCCCCGUCCUGUGGCCCCGAGGACGAUGUCCAGCUCCAGCUGGCCCUUAGUUUGAGCCGCGAGGAGCACGACAAGGAAGAGCGGAUCCGCCGGGGCGACGACCUGAGGCUGCAAAUGGCCAUCGAGGAGAGCAGAAGGGAGACGGGCCCGGGUGGCCAGGAGGAGUCGCUCAUGGACCUCGCGGACGUCUUCCCGGCCCCGGCUCCAGCCCCGGUCCCUGCUGCAGACCCAUGGGGGGCCCCAGCGCCUGGCACUGCCCCGUCUACAGACCCCUGGGCACCUGCAGUCCCGGCCACAGAUCCCUGGGGGGGGCCGGCCCCCACACCGGCCUCUGGGGACCCCUGGAGACCUGCCGCACCCACCGGGCCUCCAGUGGACCCCUGGGGGGCCACGCAGGCCCCCGCAUCGGGCGAGGGGCCCACAUCUGACCCGUGGGGGAGCUCGGACGGUGGGGCCCCUGCUGGUGGACCGCCUGCUUCCGACCCCUGGGCCCCAGCCCCAGCCUUCUCGGACCCCUGGGGGGGGUCCCCUGCCAAGCCCAGCACCAAUGGCACUGCAGCAACCAGCGGCUUUGAUGCGGAGCCUGAUGAGUUCUCUGACUUCGACCGGCUGCGCACGGCCCUGCCAGCGUCAGGGAGCAGCACAGGCGAGCUGGAGCUGCUGGCAGGGGAGGUGCCAGCCCACAGCCCUGGGGCCUUCGACAUGAGCGGAGUCGGGGGCUCCCUGGCCGAAUCUGUGGGGAGCCCCCCGCCCGCUGCCACCCCCACACCCCCCACACGGAAGACCCCCGAGUCCUUCUUGGGCCCCAACGCGGCGCUGGUGGACCUGGACUCUCUGGUGAGCCGGCCCGGGCCCGCAGCCUCGGGAAAGGCCUCCAACCCCUUCCUGCCGAGCGGAGCCCCAGCUGGCCCAGCCGUCACCAACCCCUUCCAGCCUGCACCCCCCGCCACGCUCACCCUCAACCAGCUCCGACUCAGCCCUGCGCCCGGAGCACCCCCUGCCUACAUCUCCCCCCUCGGUGGGGGCCCGGGCCUGCCCCCCAUGAUGCCCCCGGGCCCGCCAGCCCCCAACACUAACCCCUUCCUGCUCUAAGGCAGGCGGGAGGACGGCCCUGGACCUCAGUGUUGUGCGUGCAUGUGACGGGCCCCACACUACAGCCCCUCGGAGGGCGCUGCUGGCCAGGGGGCCUCCAGCCCCCCCACCCGCCAGCCCCGAUCAGUGUUCCACCCUCCCCUGCGCCCCUGGUGAACCCUCGGUAAUGAUUUUGGCAACUUCGGGAAUAAACAGCAAUUGUCAUGG
This is a messenger RNA of Suncus etruscus (white-toothed pygmy shrew), 2059 nucleotides long. It is a transcript of the gene EPN1, whose product is annotated as epsin 1. The coding region runs from base 158 to 1852 and encodes 564 amino acids. Gene Ontology annotation, biological process: endocytosis. Lineage: Eukaryota; Metazoa; Chordata; Mammalia; Eulipotyphla; Soricidae. The transcript is spliced from 11 exons. Gene Ontology annotation, cellular component: endosome; plasma membrane; clathrin vesicle coat. The record is from RefSeq and is a predicted model, not a curated record. Gene Ontology annotation, molecular function: clathrin binding; phospholipid binding.